GCCCCAGUGAAAGGAGGAAGGAGAGAGAGAGAGAGAGAGAGAGAGAGAGUUCAGCCAGUGCUGUCAUUAACUAGUUAUGCUGUAGAGAGCUACUGGGGUAAAGUAUUCUACCUUCAGAAAACAGCACUAUAGAAAUUACAUACCAGACUGUGCAAAGCAAAACCCGGGAGGUGGGACUCUUGUCUCCGCUUCUGCCUCUUUCUUUCUCUCUCUCUCUCUCUGGCUCAUUUUAUAAAAAGUUUCUGGUGAUUAUGGCUGAUGUGAUGCAUAUGAACGACUCGUCCUCAGCGGACGUAGCGAACAGAUUCGCCCGUAAAGGUGCUCUGAGACAGAAGAACGUCCACGAAGUGAAAGACCACAAGUUCACGGCGCGGUUCUUCAAACAGCCGACAUUCUGCAGUCACUGCACCGACUUCAUUUGGGGGUUUGGAAAGCAAGGAUUUCAGUGCCAAGUUUGCUGUUUUGUGGUCCACAAGCGGUGUCAUGAGUUUGUCACGUUCUCAUGCCCUGGUGCAGACAAGGGGCCCGACACUGAUGAUCCUAGAAGCAAACACAAGUUUAAAAUCCACACGUAUGGAAGCCCCACGUUUUGUGAUCACUGCGGCUCCCUACUAUACGGACUCAUUCACCAAGGGAUGAAAUGUGACACUUGUGAUAUGAAUGUGCACAAGGUGUGUGUAAUGAACGUGCCCAGUCUCUGUGGCACCGACUUCACAGAGAGAAGAGGGCGGCUGUUUCUGAAGAUUGAAGUGACUGGAGACCAGCUGCAUGUCACAGUGGGAGAGGGGAAGAACCUGAUUCCGAUGGACCCGAAUGGAUCCUCGGACCCCUACGUGAAGCUGAAGCUGAUCCCAGACCCCAAAAACGAAACCAAACAGAAGACCAAAACCAUCCGCGCCUGCCUCAACCCCAACUGGAACGAAUCCUUCACAUUUAAACUGAAGCCCACAGAUAAGGACCGGCGCCUGUCUGUGGAGAUCUGGGACUGGGACCGGACGACGAGGAAUGACUUCAUGGGCUCCCUGUCCUUCGGGGUGUCUGAGCUCAUCAAGUCCCCUGCGUGUGGCUGGUUCAAGUUGCUGAAUCAAGAGGAGGGCGAGUACUACAACGUGCCCAUCUCUGAGGCUGACGAUGGGAACUUGGAGCUCAGGCAGAAGUUUGAGAAAGCCAGGCUCGGCCCCACUAAGAAGGUGAUCAGCCCUCCAGAUGAUAAGCAAAGUUUACCCUCGAACAACCUGGACCGGGUCAAACUGACUGACUUCAACUUCCUGGCUGUUCUGGGCAAGGGCAGCUUCGGCAAGGUAAUGCUGGCGGAGAUGAAGGGCUCGGAUGAGCUGUAUGCCAUCAAGAUCCUGAAGAAGGACGUGGUGAUCCAGGACGAUGACGUGGAGUGCACCAUGGUGGAGAAGAGGGUGCUGGCACAGCAGGACAAGCCACCCUUCCUAACCCAGCUGCACUCCUGCUUCCAGACUGUGGACCGCCUGUAUUUCGUCAUGGAGUAUGUAACUGGAGGAGACCUCAUGUACCACAUCCAACAUGUGGGGAAAUUCAAAGAACCACAAGCAGUGUUCUAUGCAGCAGAGAUUUCUGUCGGACUCUUCUUCCUGCACAAGAAAGGAGUUAUAUACAGGGAUCUAAAGCUUGACAAUGUAAUGCUGGACUCUGAGGGACACAUUAAGAUUGCUGAUUUCGGCAUGUGCAAGGAGAACAUGUUCAAUGGAGUGACAACGAGGACGUUCUGUGGGACCCCAGACUAUAUUGCACCCGAGAUUAUUGCAUAUCAGCCAUAUGGAAGAUCAGUAGACUGGUGGGCCUUUGGAGUCCUGUUGUACGAGAUGCUGGCCGGGCAGCCUCCCUUCGAUGGAGAAGACGAGGACGAGCUGUUCCAGUCCAUCAUGGAGCACAACGUGUCCUAUCCAAAGUCCAUGUCCAAAGAGGCAGUCUCUAUCUGCAAAGGGCUGAUGACCAAACACCCUGCGAAGCGGCUGGGCUGCGGGUCGGAGGGGGAGAGAGACAUCAAGGAACACGCCUUCUUCAGGAGGAUCGACUGGGACAGGCUGGAGGGACGGGAGAUCCAGCCGCCCUUCAAACCCAAAGUGAGCGGUAAAGGUGCAGAGAACUUCGACAAGUUCUUCACGCGCACUCAGCCAAUGUUAACACCGCCGGAUCAGCUGGUAAUCGCCAACAUCGACCAAGAAGAGUUUGAGGGGUUCUCCUACGUCAACCCCCAGUACGUCCCCCCCUCACUGCUGAGCGUGGUAUGAAGCUGAGAAGCAACCGUGCACAGAAAAAAAAACAGGAAGGAAGGAAGGAAGGAAGGAAGGAAGGAAGGAAGGAAGGAAGGAAGGAAAGGAAGGAAGACGUGUUUGCAAAAUCUCGAAUCCAGGAGCGAAUAACAAAUAGACAAAAAAAUAAUUUAACAGUCAUUUUUCAUACUGAAUCUAUGGAGAUAAGUGAAAAUAAAAAUAACAUGCAUAUCAUGGUGGAAAUAAAUAUGAUCAUAACCAGUGUGCAUUGCUGCCAAAGUUUGGAAUCUGAAUGGCCAUUAAACUAGAUUAAAAAAAAUAAUCUAUACACACUAUUCAUAACAUGCUUGGUUUGGACCACUGGAUUUUUCCAAUGGCUUUGUUCAUCUUGCUGUAUUUCAUAUUGUUCAUCUUGCUGUAUUUCACUGCAUACUUAUAAUGCUAAACCUGUGGUUCCAGUUACGCCCAGAGGGACCUGUUACUUUCUUGGCUCUUCCCAUUAUGAAUGCAAGUGGAAGUGCUGAGACUCGACAGUUAAAACCACAGCAAGACCAGUUAUUUUCAAACAGAGCUGAGCAACAAGGGAGUGUAGAAAGGAGUUUGUUUUGUACCGAUGGUAAUGAAAGUAUGGCCUGGAACAGGUUACAAUAGUGCAUCCUCAUUUUACAAACCAGUCUCUAUCCUUAAACAGUGAAUGCACUUGCACAGGCUACUGCCAAUUCAGUUGCAGGGCAUUUGUUGUCUUGACCGAGCCCAGGGUUGAUUAGUCAGAUUCAGCCAUGUAAGAAACUGGUGUGUGUGCAAGCUGGGUCAUUUUUGGGUGACAAACAUCAUAUUUACAUAUCUGUCUGUUUUUUUUUUUUUGUUUGUUUUUUUUAGAAAUUAUACAACCUUAUGAGCAAAUUCCUACUAUAUAUAUAUAUAUAUAUAUAUAUAUAUAUAUAUAUAUAUAUAUAUAUAUAUAUAUAUAUAUAUAUAUGCCAAAAUGCUAUCACUAGGAUUGUACAAGAAAUUUUACCAUACAGGUAUAAUGUAUAAUGCAAGUCAGUGGUUAAGGGAUCAACACUACUUGACUGCAGUGGGGACUUUCAAAGCUAAUUUGUAGAUGCAUUUGGGCUUUCAAGCAAGAACUGUACAAAGGUAUGUUGCAGUAUUGUCUCACACCAGAAUACACAGGAAUCUUCCUCUUCCGUGCCCCUUACGGUUUAAAAAAUAGUAUUCUAUGAAAGACACUGGAGAAAUGCCAUCUGCAUAUGGCGCUUUUUAAAAAUAGGAAAUCCCUAUUUUUUUAGUAUUUCUGUUUUUCAUACCAGAGCUUGAAAAUGUCACAUAUAACCUCCUACUGUUGCAAGUAGUAGCAGUAGCGUAUCUAUUUGGCUCAUAGCAGGGUUCAAUAAAAGGAGUGUCGAAGAAUCUUAUGAAGCUAAAAGCGAACCCACAUGUAGCUUUAAGGAAUGUAAACAAAGAGGUGGCAAGACAUUGGGAAAAUGCACUGCACUGCACUGUAGAAAUCAGGCAGCAACUGAAUGGAUCACUGUGGGGCUCUACAGCAGACCAAAGACUGCUAGAAAAUAUAAAAUAUUGCAUCUCACUUUGAAGAAACUGAAAAAAAUGAAGAGCACUUAGGGUUAUAAAAUAAAGUAAAGUAAAUCCAAAAACAUUUUAAAGAUGCUAAACAUACUGUACAUAAGGGAAAUGGAAAUGAAUGUGUAUGCAUCAUGCAGUUAACUUUGCAUGUUUGUGUUCAACCUCCAUACAGAGCUGUACUAACUAUAUAAUCCUAUCCAUGUAAAACAGAGUAUUAUAUUAGUCAAUUACACAUGUGCUAUAUAAAUUAGGUGUCAAGGGAUGAAGGUUUAUUCUUUGAGAUAGUACCUUAGGCUUGACUCAAUGUUUGUUUUUAUCCCCUCUCUCUCUGUCUUUCUGUUUAUUACAUAUGGCUUAUAUUUCAUUCAUGUUAAAUCAGUUACAUUUUUUGUAUUACAAAAAAAAAAUGGUUGUACUUUCAAAAGUUAUGGCAGCUUGCAGUUUUUAUACCAAUAACUGAAUGUGCUUUUAUUACAUUAGUCAGCUGAUAAUUUAAAUGGAAGACAGCCAUGGGGGAGGCAUGCUCUUCAAUGUUUUUUGCGCAUAUCUUGGAUUGAAUGCAUCUUUUUCUUGGUAUUAUCAGUGACUCAAACAGUUUUGCCUUCUGGAAAUGCAUGUAAAAGCCAGGCGCAUGCAGUAGCUGGUGUUGCAUGCACGGUUCGUACAAUAAACAGGGUCGCAGUUCUUACAGCAUGUCAGUUAAGUGUCAGACGGUGUCUGAUCUUUUACAAGCCGCCACCAUUGUUGAGAAAUAGAAAACAAAAUCACGUUUGUUCAUUCAUACCCUAGAUGAUGCUCGUGGGUCUUGAUUACAGGUUUUAUUUUUCUCCCUUUGGUUACUACAAUGCCAGACUAAAAAUAGAAAGAUUUGAGCAGGCAGUUACUACUUGGUCAAUAGGAAUAAUGACAGUGACGCAAUUUAGUUUUUAACAGCAGUUAUUAAGAGGCGAUUGGACUUUGGCUAGAGGCAUGCCUAGUUAGGAAAAGCCCAGUUGUUAUUACAGAAUGUUGCCAAUAUCGACUUUGCACUUAAAAACAAAGUUCCUCCGCCAAACAACGUCUCUCUUUGGACUUUGUGAUUUUAAAUAAAAUCAUAUUCAGAAGUGUAAGACCCUUGUAUCUCAACUCAAAUGAUAAUACAGGGUCCGUUAAAGCUAAGUGAACAUGAAGCCAUUGUUCCUGAAAAAGUGUUCAGGAUCUCUUUCUUCGAAGUCUGUUUUGUUUUAUACCAUGUGAAUGAAACCUGAUGUUCUUUCAGGUUGCCUUGGUCAGUUUUAGAGAACGUGCCAUUCUCGUCCAUUUAGCAAAUGUUGAUCUGCAUAUACCAUUGGUUGAGGGCUUUUUAUUUUAAAUAUUAAAAUCCCUAAAUCUGCUGCUUAGCCUCGCUGGAAAUAUUUAUUAAUUAUGAAAUGGUACAAAUUCUUCUUUUUUCUUUAUAUAUUCUUUGAAUCACUUGUUAUUUCAUCUAAUUUAGCAAUGCUGGAUAAUUCAGUGUAAAGUAUGCUGGCCAAACUAACGUCACCCCCUUCAAGUUACGUGGUUUAUAAUAUAACUGUUUAUAAACACAAAGCUAUUUAGACAUGGUUUAUGCUACUUGGUAACGUUUGUUUUGAGAGGUAUUCAAAAUGUAACAGUUAAUCAUUUUCUAAAAAACAAUAAAUACAUUCUUAUCAACGUUAUUGUAACAGUGUGACAAAGUACACAAUGCUUGACACUUACCUCUUUUAAAAGAAACUCUUUCAAUGCACUGAAGGCAGUUUUAUAUACAGUCAGAGGUACUGCACAAUUUAUACUUGCUGCACUUUGUGAAUCAAUUAACUUUUAAUAGAGAAGCCAAGCGCCAUUUGGGAAUGUGACGAUCCUGAGAUAUUCAUUUGGAACCAGGAGAAAGUUAUUUUCUUUUGUUAUUUCAUUGUAUUUUACAGGCUGCUCUUGAUAAAGUGCUCGUUCUUUUAACAAAUGAUUUAUUAACGAUCCUCUUUAUAGUACAUAUUCUUCUUAUUAUAAUAAUUGUUAUUGUUAUUAUUAAUUCUUUCUGAAUUCUGAACUAGUGCUUUCUCUUCAUUUGUUUUGCAUGUUAUGCUUUGGUCCCCUGUUAAUUGUAGUUUGAAGGAUAAUAUGUACAAAUAAAAAGUAUGAAUCUGUA
Messenger RNA from Acipenser ruthenus (sterlet), 5979 nucleotides. Its product is annotated as protein kinase C alpha type-like. The transcript is spliced from 17 exons. NCBI's taxonomy places the organism in Eukaryota, Metazoa, Chordata, Actinopteri, Acipenseriformes, Acipenseridae. Gene Ontology annotation, molecular function: diacylglycerol-dependent serine/threonine kinase activity; zinc ion binding; ATP binding. Bases 252 to 2264 code for a protein of 670 amino acids. Gene Ontology annotation, biological process: protein phosphorylation. The record is from RefSeq and is a predicted model, not a curated record.